This is a messenger RNA of Erythranthe guttata (spotted monkey flower), 804 nucleotides long. RefSeq names its product protein AGENET DOMAIN (AGD)-CONTAINING P1. Lineage: Eukaryota; Viridiplantae; Streptophyta; Magnoliopsida; Lamiales; Phrymaceae. The record is from RefSeq and is a predicted model, not a curated record.
AACAUUAGGGAUUUAUUCGUAAAUAAAUCUUACCCAAGGGGUGCAGUUGUAAUUUACCAAACAACUUUCCUAUUAAAACAAUUCCCCUCCCCAACACCACCUCUCUCUAUAUAUAUACCAAUAUCCUACAAAAAAAAAAAUAUUAAUUCAUAAACUCCGCCUGCAAUUUUAUUUCUUCAAAUUCCUUUCCUAAAUCAAAAAAAAAAUCACGAAAUCACAAAAACCUUCAAUCCCCCAAAAAUCAUGAGAACUCUGCAUUCAUCGGCGAUGCAAGGGUUCCGGUGCGGCGACAUCGUGGAAAUCGCCAGCACGGAGGAAGGGUUUGUCGGCUCGUACUACGAGGCGAUGGUUUUGGCGCCGCAAUUGAGGGCGAACCGCGGCUACAUCGUCCAGUACAGGACUCUGAUUGCAGACGAUCUGUCCGGCCUGCCGUUGAAGGAGGUGGCCCCCCUCGCCGAGAUCCGGCCAAGACCGCCGAAGAUUGCGGCGGCUGAGUUCCGAUUGCACGAUGUGGUGGACGCGUUUGAUAACGACGGGUGGUGGGUCGGAAGGAUUACGGGACGAAACAGCGACGGGGAUUACUUUGUGUACUUCGAUACCACCGGCGAUGAAAUUGCUUACCCCCUAAAUCGAAUUAGGGUUCAUCGAGAUUGGGUGAAUGGGAAGUGGGUACUUUUGUGAAUUGUGAUUGAUUUCAUGCAAUUUGUGAUCCGUUAUAUAUCUAGCUAGGGAUCAAUUUUUCAUAUUUUUGUUUAUAUUUUCUGUCUUCAUCAAUAAAAUUGUUAUAUAAAAGAUGUUAUUUUG